GCUCCGGGGCAGGUUCCCCGGCUUCCGGUCCCCCUCGCUGAGGGGAGGGGUGCGGGGUUGGUUGUUAAAGUGCUAUGACAACGGGCGCAAAGAUGGCCACCGAGGCUGGCGGAGCGGGGCAGCUGGUACCACCGGCAGCCUCCCGCUGAGCAGCCGCAACCGUCUCCCUCGUCCACCCCGCACCCUGUCCCGUUCCGUCCGCGGGGCUGCGAGUGGGGAGGGCUAAGCCAGCUGGUGCCUGCGGUUGCCGCCUGUUGAUCCUCGUCCUUGGGGACCCGCUGAGCCACAGGGCUGGGCCGGCGGCUUCGCGGGGAUCCGCACCUCUCUGCUUGCGCACACCCCUAGUGUAGACGCAUCCUCCGCCGUGGCUGCUGGCCAGUUUCCAGCGCAGGUACUUGCGGGUACAGAGGCCCCUGCUUUGACGGGUCUGCGUGAAGGAGAAUGUCUUUAUUUAAAGCCCGAGAUUGGUGGUCAACAACUCUUGGAGAAAAAGAAGAAUUUGAUCAAGGGUGUUUAUGUGUAGCUGACAUUGACAACAGCGGCAGUGGACAAGCUAAAAUAACUGUUGGUAGUUAUAUGGGAUAUCUUCGAAUCUUUAAUCCUCACCCUGUCAAACCUGGAGAUGGAAUGCAAGCUGAAGAUUUGCUCCUUGAAGUUCAACUGCGAGAUCCCAUACUCCAAGUGGAAGUAGGAAAAUUUGUUUCUGGUACUGAACUACUUCAUCUGGCUGUACUGCAUUGCAGAAAACUGUGUGUGUAUGCUGUCUCAGGAACUUUGGGAAAUGUGGAACAUGGGAACCAGUAUCAGAUCAAACUUAUGUAUGAACACAAUCUUCAGCGAACAGCCUGCAAUAUGACUUAUGGACCAUUUGGUGGUGUGAAAGGUCGAGAUUUGAUAUGCAUACAGUCCAUGGAUGGCAUGCUUAUGUUGUUUGAACAGGAAAGCUAUGCUUUUGGUCGAUUUCUACCUGGUUUUCUUCUGCCUGGUCCGUUAACUUACAGCUCUCGAACAGAUUCCUUCAUUACAGUCUCUUCCUGUCAACAAGUUGAGAGCUACAAGUACCAAGUGCUGGCCUUUGCAACAGAUGCUGAUGAAAGACAGGAGACAGAGCAGCAAAAACUGAGUUCUGGAAAAAGGCUUGUUAUGGAUUGGGUUUUAAACAUUGGAGAGCAAGCGCUGGAUAUAUGUGUUGUAUCCUUUAAUCAGACCUCCUCUGUUUUUGUGCUUGGUGAGAGAAAUUUCUUUUGCCUUAAGGAUAAUGGGCAAAUUCGAUUCAUGAAAAAACUUGAUUGCAGUCCAAGUUGCUUCCUUCCUUAUUGUUCAGUAUCUGAAGGAACAAUAAACACUCUGGUUGGAAACCAUAAUAGCAUGUUGCAUGUUUAUCAAGAUGUGACAUUGAAGUGGGCCACUCAGCUUCCCCAUACUCCUGUAGCAGUAAAAGUGAGCAAUUUACAAGAUUUGAAAGGUGUUAUAGUUACUCUGAGUGACAAUGGACACUUGCAGUGUUCCUACCUUGGUACCGAUCCUUCUCUGUUCCAGGCUCCUAAGGUUGAAUCUAGGGAAAUAAACUAUGAAGAACUUGACAGAGAAAUGAAAGAGCUUCAGAAAAUCAUCAAGGAGUCCACAAAAACACAAGAUAUUUUGCCCAAAUCUGAAAAAGAUUACGAUGAUUUGAGAAUCACGGCAGAAGUUUCACCUGACUUGGAUGUAGUAUCUCAAGCCAUUGACAGUGAGGUGAAAGUGGAGGCAGUUCCUUCAGUCACAGUAAAGAUCACACUACAGAGCAGAUUGGCUGUGCAGAAAACAAAAUUAUCAAUAUGUGUACAACCUCCUUUAGCACUGACCCAUGACCAGUUCAUCUUUGAUGAUAUAGAGUCGUGCAGAUCUAAAGCUGUAGCUCUGUCUGUCUUUCUGAAGGGGAAUUGUCCACCAGCAGAGCUGGAAGGAAAUGCUGUGGCUUCCUAUAGUAUGCCCACAGAUCUCAAUCCUGAAGGAAUACCAAGAGUUGCUCAGUGUAAAUUUAGACUACCCUUGCGGUUAAUUUGCUUUCCAGCUCAACCUUCAAAAACAGCAAACCACAAACUAACUAUUGAUACCAAUAAAUCUCCUGUCAGUCUUGUGAACCUUUUCCCAGACUUUGCUGAUCAGUCUGAUGAAGAUCAGGUAAAUGUUCUGGGAUUCCAGUUCUUAACUGGUUCUAGAAUCACUCUUCUUGCUUCAAAAACCUCACAGCGAUAUAGAAUCCAGAGUGAACAAUUAGAAGACCUUUGGCUAAUCACAAAAGAACUCACUUUUCGUCUUGAAGAACAUUUCAAGAAGCAAAAUAGCAAAGACUUCACUUGUACCUUUUCUGGUGCAGUUCCUUUACAAGAAUAUUUUGAACUAAUUGAUCGCCAUUUUGAGCUUCGCUUGAAUGCUGAAAAAUUUGAAGAACUGUUGUCUGAAAGAGCCAUACAAUUUAGAGCUAUUGAACGACGAUUACUAACUCGAUUCAAAGACAAAACACCUGCUCCCCUUCAACAUCUGGACACCUUGCUAGAAGGAACUUACAGACAGAUAAUAGCUCUAGCAGAUGCGGCAGAGGAAAACCAAGCCAAUAUGUUCCAAGCAUUCACAAAGUUGAAAAGUGCCACCCAGCUGGUGAUUAUGUUGAUUAGUCUGUGGCAGAAACUCAGUACUGACCAAGUUGCUAUUCUGGAAGCUACGUUUUUGCCAUUAAUGCAGGAUACCCAAGAGCUGGGUUGGGAAGAAAGCGUGGAUGCUGCUAUCUCUCAUUUGCUGAGAACAUGUCUGUCCAAGAGCUCUAAAGAACAGAUCCUGACUCUCACCAGUCAGUUGAGUAUACCCAAAGAUACUAUCAGGCUGAAGAAACACAUCACCUUGCUCUGUGAUAGAUUGGCCAAAGGUGGUCGCCUAUGUUUAGGUACAGACACAAAUAUUCAGCAAACUAUGGUCAUGCCAGGUGGCUGUACUCCCAUUCCAGAAUCUGAUCUGGAGGAAAGGACAGGUGUACAGGAUUCCACAACGUUUACCAGCCACAGGCACCUCACAAAGCAGAAAUCCAAAACUGAUUUUCCGCAGGGUGCACUAGAGGAAGCAGAAAAGCCAUGAAAAUCUGAAGAAGAUUCUCGAGGAUUUUUCUAUCUUAUGUCAAAAGCAUUUACAAUGCAGCUGUACC
Chelonoidis abingdonii (Abingdon island giant tortoise) is the source of this 3178-nucleotide messenger RNA. It is a transcript of the gene BBS9, whose product is annotated as Bardet-Biedl syndrome 9. Gene Ontology annotation, biological process: cilium assembly. The record is from RefSeq and is a predicted model, not a curated record. Lineage: Eukaryota; Metazoa; Chordata; Testudines; Testudinidae. Gene Ontology annotation, cellular component: membrane; BBSome.